UUUUUUUCAUCUUUCUAAUCGCGAAACGGUGUCUUCUUCUAAUCCUUCUCUCUCGCUCUCCCUCAGUUCUCCGUCAAAAGUCUCUUGCCGUCGCGUUCCUACCUGACAAAGAAUAAAAGAGAAUCUGGGUCUGAAGAUGGCUCGUGAUAUAUCGGAGUCUCCGGUGAGGAACCGGCGGUCGCCUCGCCGGAGGAGUCCGUCCAGGAGAGAAGGGUCUCCAAAGGGUCGUGUUUCUCGGUCUCCAUCGCCGCGGACAAAGAGGCUGAGAAGAGCCCAAGUGGAGGAGGGUGGGAGAACCAAAGAGAGAGAAUAUGAUAAGAAUAAUGGUAGAGGAAGCGAGAAGAGCGACAGUAGGGAGGUGGCUAGGAAAAGGGAAGUAGAUAGAGAGAGAGGAAAGGAGGGAAGAGAGGAUGAGAAGGCUAGGGAUAGAGGAAGUAAGAGCGGAGACGAGGAGGAAGAGGAUGAUAGGCACUCUAGAGGAAGAUAUGAGAGGUCACGUUCACCAGAUAGGGCCACUGAUUCAAGGCAUAAUGAGGGAUCUAAUGCAAGAGGGGACGGAGAGCAAAAUGAGGAGGAAGAUUCGGUAGCGAAGAUGAAAGCGGCUGAAGAGGCUUUGACAGCAAAACAAAAGGAACAACCUUCUUUUGAGCUAUCAGGAAAACUUGCUGCAGAAACCAACAGAUUCAGAGGUAUCACGCUGCUGUUCAAUGAGCCCCCAGAUGCUAGAAAACCCAGCACGAGAUGGAGACUAUAUGUUUUUAAGGGUGGUGAACCACUCAGUGAGCCACUCUACAUACAUCGUCAGAGUUGCUACCUCUUUGGUCGUGAGAGAAGGAUCGCAGAUAUUCCUACCGAUCACCCAUCUUGCAGCAAGCAGCAUGCAGUUAUACAGUUCCGGCUAGUGGAAAAAGAAGAAGCAGAUGGUAUGAUGUCGAAGCAAGUCAGGCCUUAUAUAAUGGAUCUUGGAAGCACCAAUAAGACUUACAUUAAUGAUAAUCCGAUUGAAUCACAGCGAUACUACGAGCUCUUUGAGAAAGAUACCAUCCGAUUUGGUAACAGUAGCCGAGAGUAUGUGCUGUUGCACGAGAACUCUAUUGGUUGAGCAUCACUGGAAAACGUGACGGGAGAAGGCUUCAAAACGUUCUCAUGUGGAUUUUAGGGACGAUUUCGAUAACUCAACAGCCUCUUGUUUGCUUUUUUUUUCGGUCUAUCGAAAAUCUUGCUCAUGGAACAGUUAAAGAGGGGGCAUUCACUGUUAUUUAGAAAGCUUUUGGGAACUUUUUGUUUUGGUUUUGGGUUUAGGGGUUUUGGAUUUAGGAUUUAGGUGUCAGAAAGAAAGGCUGUGUGUUUUUGUGGUGAUGAUCGAUGUUUUCUUCCAUGGAUUCGAUAAAAUCUGAAGAAAAGCUACAUCUAGUUUGAUACGAAUUGAAUUGUUAGUAUUUA
Tarenaya hassleriana is the source of this 1443-nucleotide messenger RNA. Its product is annotated as FHA domain-containing protein DDL-like. Gene Ontology annotation, molecular function: protein binding; mRNA binding. Lineage: Eukaryota; Viridiplantae; Streptophyta; Magnoliopsida; Brassicales; Cleomaceae. Gene Ontology annotation, cellular component: nucleus. The record is from RefSeq and is a predicted model, not a curated record.